Molecule: messenger RNA, 2558 nt
Organism: Aethina tumida (small hive beetle)
Lineage: Eukaryota; Metazoa; Arthropoda; Insecta; Coleoptera; Nitidulidae
Product: peptide transporter family 1
Exons: 7
Coding region: 228-2228 (666 amino acids)
Biological process (GO): oligopeptide transport; transmembrane transport
Cellular component (GO): membrane
Molecular function (GO): dipeptide transmembrane transporter activity
Source: RefSeq, a predicted model, not a curated record
UUGUUGAUCCAGUCGGCAAUUCAGUCGCGAAUUGUAACGAUUAGUGAUUUGUUUAUGUCAGAGGACGAUGGCACAAAACACGUUUCUUCGGUGAAUUGGUGCGAAUUUGUUUGUUUUGAUACAAAUGGCGAGAUGCUUUUGAUUAACUGUUAUAAUAUUUGAUAGUUUAUGUGCAUUUUGUGAUCUACUUUCUAUUUGUUAGAGAACGCGCGUCACAUUUACUAACUAUGGAGAGAGAAAAGAAACUUCCUUACCCUAAAUCCGUCUUCUUCAUUGUCAGCAAUGAGUUCUGCGAAAGGUUCAGUUACUAUGGGAUGCGAACAAUCCUCAUCCUGUACCUUAAGAACAUUCUUCUGUUCAGCGAGGCGGACUCGAAAAUCAUCUACCACACUUUCACCAUGUUUGUGUACUUCUUCCCGCUCUUGGGUGCCAUACUCUCGGACAGCUGGUUAGGAAAGUUCAAGACGAUAUUCUUCGUUUCCAUAAUUUAUGCCUGCGGAAGCAUACUUCUGGCCGUGUCGUCUGCGCCUACAGACAUCCCACAGACCGCGUUCUCCAUGAUCGGUCUUUUGCUCAUCGCUUUGGGCACGGGAGGCAUAAAACCGUGCGUGUCCGCAUUUGGAGGCGAUCAGUUCAUCUUACCGCAACAGGAACUGCAGCUGGCCACUUUCUUCUCCCUUUUUUACUUUUCCAUUAACAGCGGAAGCUUGGUCUCGACCUUCCUGACACCGAUAUUGAGAGAGAAGGUCCACUGUUUCGGAGAUGACCACUGUUACCCGUUGGCUUUUGCCGUUCCUGGUGCUCUUAUGGUUGUAUCUAUCAUUAUAUUCGGACUCGGCAAGCCUCUCUACAGGAUCAAAAAACCCGAAGGAAACGUCUUCGUUCAGGUUACCAAAUGUAUUUCUUAUGCUAUUAGCAAGAAGUCGAAACGCGACAAAAGUGAGAAACCAAAGGAACACUGGUUAGAUUACGCAUCAGACAAAUAUGACUCUACUCUCAUUGAUAAUAUUAAGGCCACCAUCAAAGUUCUUAUUAUUUACAUUCCAUUGCCUAUUUUCUGGGCAUUGUAUGAUCAACAGGGAUCAGGGUGGACUUUCCAGGCAGUACGUAUGGACGGAGAUAUUGGCUUUUAUACCAUUCUGCCUGAUCAAAUGCAAGUGGUUAAUCCUCUUUUGAUUCUGGCCUUUAUUCCUUUAUUCACAUACGUGGUGUAUCCCUUGUUGGCCAAAUGCAACUUUGUAAAAACACCUUUGCAAAGAAUGGCCGCUGGUGGAGUUCUAACGGCAGUUGCAUUUGGUAUAUCCGCUUGCAUUUCCUUAUGGUUGGAAUCAACGUAUCCAACACUUCCCUCAGAGGGAAACAUUCAACUUAGAAUGUACAACCCCACUAAAUGCGAUGUGACUGUCAACGCUUUGGAUUUGAGAAUUAAUUCGGCUAUUAAAAGUUUUGGAUAUGAACAUAAUAUUGAUAUUGACUUCUCUGGUAAAAGUGACGUAGAGUUCACCUUCACUGGGGACUGUUUAACUGAAAAAACUUUAAAAGUUUCUAUUAGUGAAGAAACUGCAUAUGGAAUAGUCAUUCAAGAAGAUAAGAUUCAAUCCUAUGAGGAUGAUAUCAAAAAGAGUGACGAUGGAAAUCCUAUUGUUAGGACUUUGCAACAUGUAUCAACUGGCCCGCCACUUUCAUACGGUUCGAAAAAUAUUAGAGCUGAAAAUAUUGAACAAGAAACUUUCGAUGUAGGAACCUAUGAUGUAGGUCCAUCAAAGACUGAAAUGAAACUAAAAUUGGGUGGAAAAUAUGUGGUUAUAGCGAAUGAUGAAAAAGCGGAGUUAAUAACUGUAACAGAGCCGAACUCUGUGCACAUACUGUGGCUACUUCCUCAAUAUAUUGUUAUAACAGGUGGUGAAAUUAUGUUUGCCAUUACUGGUUUAGAGUUCUCCUAUUCCCAGGCACCAGUCUCUAUGAAAUCCGUUCUUCAGGCCUGCUGGUUGUUAACCACAGCUUUUGGUAAUUUAAUAAUCGUAAUUAUAGAGUCUGGAAAAAUUUUCGACAAACAGUCAUAUGACUUCUUUUUGUAUACGGUUCUUAUGUUAUUUGACAUGGCCCUAUUUAUAUGGCUAGCAACAAAAUAUAAAUAUAUAAGCUUCGCAAACAGUGAACAAGAAUUGACAACUACAGACAAAGAGAAGCAAGGAGUUGAAAACUCAGCCUUUGACGAUUCCAAUUGAAGACAUCUUUAAAAGCAAUGUUUAUCAGUGAUCUUAGCACCUUUAAAGGUCCAUAUGUCAUAAUUAGUCUAAAAGAAAUUGUGCUCAAGUAAUCAAUUUUAUAUCUAUCUCAAGUAUUGUAAUGCGGCAACGAUGGCCGUCCUAUGCAGUCGGUUCUGCAACUAAGCAUUACUCCCAUGGAGUAGCCAUUUUUAACCCCUUUUGGUUAUUUAUGGUAAUAAAUUGUACUUUUAUAUACUCAUCACAUUUAUUUAAAUGAGUCUUAUUGUGUAUAUAUAUAUAUUGAAUUGUAUGUUUUUAAAGUGUAUUUAAUAAAUUGUUUAAAACUUU